Molecule: messenger RNA, 495 nt
Organism: Acanthamoeba castellanii str. Neff
Lineage: Eukaryota; Discosea; Longamoebia; Acanthamoebidae
Exons: 5
Coding region: 1-495 (164 amino acids)
Source: RefSeq, a predicted model, not a curated record
AUGCUGGACGAGCCAUUCAAAUGGAUAUUGCGCUCGAGCGUGACCGACAGCAGACACAUCCGGCAACAGAACAGACCGGCGCCAUGUGUAACUCGGAAGGAAGGCUCACCCGAUGCCAGUACCAAAGUACACCAUGGCCCGGAGGUCUCGAUGGGCAUCCACUGGCAAGCGCUGCCGCUGUUAUCACAGUCCUAUCACGCGUGUGCCACGCGUCGUCUGGUAUUCGCAUUCGCCGACGCCGAGAGCCAUGAUGGCAGAGCGAAGCUGCUCUGUGUGAUGACCCACCGCAUUCUGCAUCUGGAGGCAUCGCCGGAUCUCGAUGCCACGGCCGUUCCCUUUCCUCUGCUUGCGCCGAAUGGCGCCCCAUUGCGCGUGGCUGUGGGUAGCAAGGAGAAGCCACAUGCAGCCGAAAACAAGGAAGACGGAGGAGACAACGAAGACAACGAAGACAACGAAGACAAGCAAAUGCAAGCUCUCCCUCAAGCUCACGUCUAA